Messenger RNA from Linum trigynum, 2625 nucleotides. The record is from the annotation of a GenBank genome assembly. NCBI's taxonomy places the organism in Eukaryota, Viridiplantae, Streptophyta, Magnoliopsida, Malpighiales, Linaceae.
CUUAAUUGGUUGAAUCUAUUAUUGUGGAAAAUUCCCAAUGGAAUGGUACCGUAGUGGAAACAUAAGUGGGAAGGGGGGAAUUCCUUUUCUUCCCGAUGAGUUGAGAUUGACAGCUAUUUCCAUGUAUGGUGCAUGUUUGAAUGUUUUGCAAGAUGGUUGAUACGACUCAUGAGUACAUCCACUACUUGGUGAACCAUGAAUGGUUCGGAGCCAAGUUUGCGCAAUAGAGGUAUAGUGAGGUUGGCCCUCAUUGGAUGCCUGACCUAGACAUGUUCAACAUGUUCAGGUGUCAGGCGGCGAUGUCAAGGAUUGUUUGCCAUCCCCAGUGGCGCCAGUUGCUCACAGUAGACAAGCUCAUUUAUUGAGAGCUUUGCGUGGAGCUCUCCACUUUCUCCCACAUCAUCCCGUCCGAGUAAGCGGAGUCGACCCUACAUAGAGUUCAUGCUGGGAGAUCAGCCGCAGUUGUUGAUGUACGAAGGGUUGGCUCAGCCAUGGGGUUCGACCCCACUCACGUGAUGAUGACAAAGAGGCAGUACACCACCAACUUCCACUACCAGGCUGCAUUUCGGGCCAUCUAUCACCCCAAACACCAGAACGACGAGUUUGAGGGUGGCCACACCAAUGUCGUGAAGCUUCAAACUCCGUGGAGGAUUCUGCACACCCUCUUGACGAAUUCCAUCAUCCCCAACCUACUGUCGGGCCACUUGAUCACCAACAGAGGGUUGAUUGCCCUCCACUCCAUGAAGAACCCUGCCGAGCCACUCCAUCUGGGAGAUGUGGUUGCUACCACCUUUGCCAGGUGUUUAGGGCUAGACCGAGUGGCCACGAUGCACUUGGGGGGCAUGAUCACCAGGCUGGCCCGACACUUCGAUGUGGACGCAAUGGGGUGCUCCAUCAUUGGUCGGAAUGAGCCAUUUCCAGUGGAGACACUCUACAAUAUGAAGUUUGUGCUUCCAGGAGAAAGAGGGAUCGAGUACCUUGAUGGACUUCGACCUUUGGCGUCCCUAAAGCCGAUGGUCGACCCUACUCCAAUGGAGCCUGAUCUAGAGGACCCUCCUCCCGAGCAGCCACCUGCUCGAGCUCCCGGCCGCAGUCGGCGUGCCGCACUGCCAUGACCUCUACCUCCACACCAACAGCAGUAUCAUCAUCUGGAGCCGGUCCUUCCACCUCCAAGUAUCAUCUAGUGGAGAGGAUGGAUCGCCUUGAGACUCACGUUGUGGGGGUCACCACUCGGCUCGACCACAACACAGAUUUGUUAGAGAGGAUAACUCAACGCCGGGCUGUCCUUCAGGACGAUGAUCAGGGGACUUCGACCCAUGAGAGGUAGCCGACGGGUGAGAGACGUGGCGGAGCCGAUUUCUUUCGCCACACUUCUCCACUUGGAACUCUGAACUCUUUAUCCUUUAUUUUGUUUUUCUUUCCUUUUAAUUAGUGUGUGUGUGUGUGUGAACAACAACUACUACUAUCGUAUUUUUAUGUGUAAUAACCUCGCCUCGAGCGAGAAUGUGUGUGUUUGUGUUUGCUUUUGUCUUCUUCUUGAAGCUCUGAUUGACCAUUGAUUGCACAUGUUUUUACCCCUAUUAUUGAGCCGUUUGAGAUGUUGAUUCUCGUGUUUUAAGUCGAUUUCACGCUAGGUUGUGCGUUUAUGUCAUAUUUUAGGGCUUAGCGUUAGCAUCGAGUCGAAGAAACGAUUUUCGGGUCGAAAGGAGCAUGUUUGGGUUGAAGUGUGCUGGAGGAGCAAAAUACCCGGCCAUGGGCAGAAAUACCCAGUCGGGUAUUAAUCGGAGCAGACUGGGGAAAACUUGUUUUGGGCGUUUGAGAAGCAGAAAGGGGGCCGGGCAUUAAUCAUAAAUCCUCGGUCGGGUAUUCUUGACCCUGACCGGGGAUUAACCCCCUGUCUCCGUAGGUGCGUUUCAACAAUCCCCGGUCGCCACCUAAAAUACCCGACCGGGUAUUCUGACCAGGGAUCGCGAACGCAGGCUGUUAAAAGCCUGUUUUGUGCGUUUUUGCAAGGGAGAGCUGGGUUUUGGAUCCCAAACACCCAAGGGACGAACCAAAGAGAGAGAGGGCGAUUUGAGGGCAUUCUUGGAGUGGAAUUGGAGGAUUUCUUUGCCUUGGAAGCUCGAGGAACAAGCCCGGACUUGAAAAUUGAUUAUCUGAAGAUUCUUACUGCAUUCUCUCUCUUCUCUAUGGAGUAACUUCCCUUCACUUAGGUUUUGAGGAACCCUAGCUAUGUUUGUUUGAUUGGAUGAUUGUAUGAGUACUCUUACAUGAUAAUCUUGAGUUCAUAUUCAAUCUAUGCAUGUUUUCAUGAUUCAAUUCUGCUUUAGUCGAGAUUAUUGAUUCUGCUUUGAUCCAAUGAGAGUGAAUACCUGAUUAGGUCAAUAGAGCACCAUACAUUGAUAGUAGUGGAUCGAUUGCUUUAGUCGAGGGUUGAUUCAAUGCUUUGUAUCGAUUGAGAACCUCUUUCGAUAGAGGGAGUCUAGUUCAGAACGCCUUGAUCGGUUGUUCUAGAGAAGGAUACAUCCCUCUAGGCAAUUGACUCAAGAGGGCCUUGUUCCUUUAGUCGAGACUCAAGGUCUAGUCAAGGAUUCUCCGCAUUGUGAAUGAAAGUGAAACAAGUUA